CAGCAACCAUCAUCCAUAUUCGAAUUGACAAGGAAAUCGCAAAGACACAGACAUCUAUCGACAUGGAGCGAGCCGUCUGAGGCGUUGGAUCGAAUCUUUGCUAUUGUCAACAAGUACUUGGCUGCAUGAACAGCAUGAAGAGCUUUCCCCGAAACUGCAGCACAAUCCAUGCUUUCAAGCCAUCAACAUGCAUCAGAAGAAUAUUCGUUCAGAAAAGAGCUGCCUCGAGCGUCAGCCAGCCCGCAGCAGAAAUAAGCUCUGCAGCUGAGAUAUCAAGCGCCAGGAACUACUGCCUGGAUCUGUUGAGGAAAUAUGAUACGCCUUCGUCUCUGCUUUUGCCAUACAUUCCGAGCCACGCCAGAGAUGCCUAUGUCGCCCUUCGGGCAUUCAACAUAGAUGUUGCUCGGACCGCCGAUACCACCUCGACUCCUACCAUUGGUAUGAUGCGGCUUCAAUUCCAUCGCGAUGCGGUUACCAAGUCCCUAGCUGGAACGCCACCGAAACAGCCUAUUGCUCUGAUGCUAGCCUACGCAGUGGACGAUCUGCAAGCGAGGACUGGAGGACGUUCCAAGUUCAGCAAAAGCUGGCUGAUGCGAAUUGUCGACACUCGGGAGAAGUAUCUGUCAAAUCCUCCCUACCCAAAUGUUGCGGCACUGGAAAGCUACGGCGAGAACACCUACAGCACUCUCCUGUAUCUAACACUCCAGGCUCUUCCGAUGUCGAGUACAGCCGCAGAUCACAUAGCUUCGCAUAUCGGGAAAGCCAUAGGCAUAACAGCGAUUUUGCGUGGCCUUCCCCUGAUCGCUUUUCCAGGUCCCGCGAAUUCGCACAGUAACCAAGGUGUCCUAGCUGGCGAUGUAGGCGCCACUCGACAAGGAGCUGUAAUGCUUCCUUUGGAUAUCAUGGCUGAGGCUGGAGUUCGUGAAGAGGAUGUGCUGCGGAAUGGCGCUGACGCCCAUGGACUCCGAGAUGCGGUCUUUGCGGUCGCCACACGUGCUAACGAUCAUCUCAUCACUGCUCGUCAGCUGCUCGACACAAUACGGGCGGGCAAUGAAACUGAUCACGAAUUUGAACAUCAAGAUGAAGAGGAACAUGUCCAUCUGCCAUCUAUUGGCCGUGUCGAAACUCCAGCUCAGGAGGUCGAGCGUGCUUUCGGCGUUUACAUGCCAGCUAUUGCCACUCAAAUGUGGCUCGAUCGGUUACAACAACACGACUUCGACGUAUUCCAAUCGAAGCUGAGGACGACCGACUGGAAGCUACCAUUCAAAGCAUAUUGGGCAUACAAACGUCGCAAGAUCUAAUCGACGUGCGAAUUCAAUUGCCCGAAGCAAGAUCAGAUGCCUCAGAAUGAGUGGGUCGCUUCUGGGAUAGAGGCAGACAUCAGUCGGGAACAUUAUGGUAGAGGGCUGAAGCAGGCUUCAGUUUGACCAUGUUGGGAGUACUCGAGCAGCUGCAAAGCAAGGCCAGCCAGGUGGUCGCAUAUCCGUCGUUACCAUAUACGAUCAACUUUGGCUGAGGGGACACGAAGCCUCACAACACCAAGCGGGAUCUAUGAACAGCCCACCGGGACGCGAUGCCGUA
Messenger RNA from Cercospora beticola, 1581 nucleotides. RefSeq lists its product as uncharacterized. Gene Ontology annotation, biological process: biosynthetic process; mitochondrial respiratory chain complex I assembly. Gene Ontology annotation, cellular component: mitochondrion. Lineage: Eukaryota; Fungi; Ascomycota; Dothideomycetes; Mycosphaerellales; Mycosphaerellaceae. The record is from RefSeq and is a predicted model, not a curated record.